AUGGCAGACAAUAUGACUGAUCUAGCUGAUAUAUUCUAUAAGGAUAAUCAAUUGAAUUUUGCACUAGGUCAACCAGAUUAUCCAAUCUAUCCCAAACAGAUUAUGCAAUUUAUGACCGAAAUUAUUGAUAGUCAAAAUAGUCGUCUACAUCAAUAUACAAUGGAUCAGGGUCUACCUCGUCUAAAAAGUAUAUUGGUUAAAUUAUACUCACAUUUAAUGCCAACUGUUAAUAUUGGGGAUGAAAAUCUAUUUGUUACGACUGGUUCAUCGGCUGCCCUAUACUGUAGUAUUAAGGCUCAGGUACGCGAACCGGGCGAUCGGGUCCUAAUACUGGAUCCAUCGUAUCCGUAUUAUUCGCGUAUUGUACGCAGCGUUGGCGGUUUGUCCGUAAGCGUACCGAUGCUGGUCGAUCCGAGCACCGGCAGGUGGCUAUUGGACACCGAUAAAGUGGAACGGGUUAUGAAAUCGGAGAAGCCGUGUGCCAUUAUAAUUAAUACACCGCAUAAUCCAACAGGACGGGUUUUUAGUGAAUCGGAAUUGUUAUGUAUUGCAAAUCUAUGCAAAACUUAUAAUGUGUUUGCAAUUUGCGAUGAAGUUUACGAGUGGUAUGUUUACCAACCAAACAAACAUUUUCGUUUUGCAUCAAUACCGGGAAUGUUUGACCGGUGCGUAACAAUUGGCAGCUUAAGUAAAUGGUUUCAUGUAACCGGUUGGCGAUUGGGUUGGGCACUAACGGGCGACACUAGUCUAGUCAAUGCUAUACACGAAACGCACGCGUGUUUUUGUAUAUCAAGUUCAACGCCCAUACAGGAGGCGACUGCGCGUAUGAUUGAAUGGGAAUAUGAGAAACUAAUUGUCGACCAUAGUGUUGAAAAAAUUGACCAUGCUAAUCAAUUAUCAUUAUCCUAUUGGACAGAAACAUGUCACCUGUUAAGUGAAAAACAUGAAAAAAUUGCUAAGAUUUUAACGGAUUUCGGUUUAAAACCGUUACCCGUCGAUUCCGGUUAUUAUAUACUGGCCGAUUGUACUGAAUUAUCCGCAAAAUUAAAUUUACAAAGUGGUACAGCAUUUGUCACGUGGUUAUCCCGUCAGGGUAUUCAAUGUGCACCGUUGGCUAUGUUUUGCGCCAACAACGAUGAUAGCCAGCGCUACGAACAUAUGGUUCGCUUUUGUUUUAUAAAAAGUGACGAAACUUUGCGCAAACUAUCGGAACGUUUAGAUUUUAUUAAGCGUACGAUUGUUUCGCAAGUUUCUAAUAUACAGUAG
This is a messenger RNA of Oppia nitens, 1266 nucleotides long. RefSeq names its product kynurenine aminotransferase-like. Gene Ontology annotation, cellular component: cytoplasm; mitochondrion. Bases 1 to 1266 code for a protein of 421 amino acids. Gene Ontology annotation, biological process: biosynthetic process. The transcript is spliced from 5 exons. The record is from RefSeq and is a predicted model, not a curated record. Gene Ontology annotation, molecular function: pyridoxal phosphate binding; L-kynurenine:2-oxoglutarate transaminase activity. Lineage: Eukaryota; Metazoa; Arthropoda; Arachnida; Sarcoptiformes; Oppiidae.